AUGUCUGAAAAACAAAAAGGGGCCGAAUAUGAGGAAGUUGUUAAUACUGUUACAAUGCGGAAAUGGAAGUUAAAUUAA
Molecule: messenger RNA, 78 nt
Organism: Caenorhabditis briggsae
Lineage: Eukaryota; Metazoa; Nematoda; Chromadorea; Rhabditida; Rhabditidae
Exons: 1
Coding region: 1-78 (25 amino acids)
Source: RefSeq, a predicted model, not a curated record